AUGGCUUAUUUAACUCAGCCAGACUACGUAAAGUAUAUAUGUUCCUGCGGACAACUAAAACCUAUUACUAGUUUAUAUUUCUGUCGGCAUUGCUUAAAAAUACGUUGCGGUUUCUGCAUUUGUCAUGAGGUGGACUCACACUACUGUGCUAACUGCUUGGAGAACAUGCCAUCAUCAGAAGCUCGACUCAAGAAGAACAGAUGCAGCAGUUGUUUUGACUGUCCCAGCUGUUUCCACACAUUGUCCACUCGGGCUACAAUGGCUCAGCCUCGGCAGGUCGUGCAAGACCCUGCAGCGGGUGGAGACACCAAAGUUGAAAGCAAGCAGCCUAAGAAGAUGUACUACUUGUCCUGCUUCAACUGCAGGUGGACUUCCAGAGAUGUUGGAAUACCAGAUCAGCCUGUUGCGUCAGGUGGUUGGCCGGAGCGUACGAAUCCGCACGCAGCGCGCGUCAACCAACUGCUGGAAUAUUACAAGGCGAUCGCAUUGCAGGAGAAACAAGAGAAGAUUGAAAGAGAGAGAAAGAAAUUCAACAUUAGAGGCAAAUAUAUCACUCUUACUGACAAGACAGGUUUGACGGGUGCGAUGGCACGCAACAUAGCUGGCCUGCCGUCAAGUGAGAGUUCGUCGUCGGCCAUCGCGAGCUUCGUGCCCAGUCAGGCUAAGGAGGAGGUUGAGGAGUUACCUGAGGAUAUAUUCACCAAAGAGGUCAAUCUGAAUCAAAUAACGAGCAUGCCCCAGCGCCUGGCGUCCCCCGAGUGGCAGCCCCCGUCGGUGUCCCGGCUGCACCCGCUGGCCAAGUUGCUGAGCGUCAAGCGCAGUCAGCGCUGCCGGGCCUGCGACCAUAACCUCACCAAGCCGGAGUACAACCCUGGAUCUAUCAAGUUCAAGAUUGAACUACUGGCAUACUACCAUGUACCAGAAGUGAAGAUAAUCUCCCACGAGCCCGUCAAACCAGGUGGUAAGUCAGCCCUACUUCUAAAGCUGACCAACCCGACUGGACAUGAGAUGCAGCUGCGACUGCUGCAGCCCGAAGAUAUUCCACCUCCUGAGGAGAAGGAGGAACCCAAGAGUAUCGAGAAGUCGCUCGAACGAUCACUUAACUUAGAGAAGGACACGAGCUCCCUGAAGCCGAUGGAAGUGGUAUGCUCGCCGACGGCGACGAGCCGCGUGCGCGCGCCGGACGCGACGCUGACGCUGGCGCAGCGCGACGACGCCGCCGAGUACGACGACGACGCGCAACAUGACACGAACGACAUAAUAAUGUGGCGUAAGUCGAACAAGUUAGCACUUCGACUGGAAGUGGUGACCGACGAGGGCGUGGCGGGCGGCGCGCCGGCCGUGGCGAUGGUGGCGCUGCAGUACUCCUACCGCAACACAGUGCCGCCCGCCGCCGCCGCCGCGCAGCCACGGGACCAUACUCUAUACACCACCGUCUUACUCGACCUGGGUACCGUCAGCUCCAACUAG
Spodoptera littoralis (African cotton leafworm) is the source of this 1470-nucleotide messenger RNA. NCBI's taxonomy places the organism in Eukaryota, Metazoa, Arthropoda, Insecta, Lepidoptera, Noctuidae. The record is from the annotation of a GenBank genome assembly.